AGGAAAAGCAGAGGUCUUGUAAAGGAGCGAGCAGCCAGUGCGGAGAGAGCAGGGCCAGAGCCCCGGGCUGGAGGGAAAUGAGCCAUGGAGCGGGAGUCCCCAGCUGGGGAAGUACCUCUUCCUCUGCAAUGUGCGCUGUGCAUGAGGAAGAGACUUGCCACUUAGAAGAGAGGGCAAGUCUCUGAAGAGUGCUGAGAAAAUGAGCGGUUAGCAUCAGACAGCAAGCGCGAGUUCCGAGCAUCAGGAGUCCUCUCUCCCGCACUGACAUGCUGCACCUGCCACUUGCAUUGCUCGCGGGUCUGUUCCCAGGUGGUGGCAACGGGGAUGCUUUGCAAGAGCCCAUCUCCUUCCAUCUCAUCCAGAUCGCUUCCUUUGCCAACAGCAGCUGGGCACAAAACCAAGGCUCAGGCUGGUUGGAUGACCUCCAGAUUCACGGGUGGGACUCUCAGGCAGGAACCGCAGUAUUCCUGAAGCCCUGGUCUAAGGGCAACUUCACUGACGACGAGGUGGCGGAGCUGGUGGACAUAUUUCGACUGUACCUUUUUGGCUUCAUCAAAGAAGUGCAGGAACGGGCCCAUGAUUUCCAGCUGGAAUACCCUUUUAACAUUCAGGGCAUAGCAGGCUGUGAACUGCAUUCUGGAGGUGCCAUUGUGAGCUUCUUGAGGGGCGCGUUAGGAGGAGUGGACUUCCUCAGCAUCAAGAACCGCUCAUGUGCGCCUUCCCCGGAGAGUGGAGCCAGAGGACAGAAGUUCUGUGCCUUGGUCAGUCAGUACAAAGGCAUCUGUGAUAUCGUGGAGAAACUCCUCUUAGAAUCCUGUCCCAAAUUUCUCCUGGGUGUCCUUGAAGCAGGGAAGGAAGACCUACAGAGGCAAGUGAAGCCUGAAGCCUGGCUCUCCAGUAGCCCCGGCCCUGGGCAUGGCCAUGUGCGGCUGGCGUGCCAUGUCUCUGGCUUCUACCCAAAGCCCGUGUGGGUGACGUGGGCGAUGGGUGAGCAGGAGCAGCAGGGCACCCAGAGAGGUGACACCCUGCCCAAUGCUGACGGGACGUGGUAUCUGCGAGCCACCCUGGAUGUGGAGGCCGGGAAGGCAGCUGGCCUGGCCUGCCGCGUGAAGCACAGCAGCCUUGGGGGACGGGACAUUGUCCUCUACUGGGGACACCCCAGCUACACCGGCUCCAUCAUUCUGGCCGUACUACUUUCCUCUUCGGUCUUUUUGCUGUGUUUGGCAUUGUGGUUUUUCAGGCACCGCAGGUCAUAUCAGGACAUCCUCUGAGUUCUCAGCGUGUCUCCUCUCCCAUGUGCAAUAAGUACCAAGAAGCCAGAAACUUACCUUGUCUGACCCAAGAGUCAAUUUUGUAAUAGUUAUUAAAAUAAUCAUUAGUUUGUGUUGUAAGAUAAAUCAUAAUUUAU
Messenger RNA from Jaculus jaculus (lesser Egyptian jerboa), 1408 nucleotides. RefSeq names its product T-cell surface glycoprotein CD1b-like. Gene Ontology annotation, molecular function: endogenous lipid antigen binding; lipopeptide binding; exogenous lipid antigen binding. Gene Ontology annotation, cellular component: external side of plasma membrane. The coding region runs from base 267 to 1271 and encodes 334 amino acids. The transcript has 6 exons. Gene Ontology annotation, biological process: immune response; antigen processing and presentation, endogenous lipid antigen via MHC class Ib; positive regulation of T cell mediated cytotoxicity. Lineage: Eukaryota; Metazoa; Chordata; Mammalia; Rodentia; Dipodidae. The record is from RefSeq and is a predicted model, not a curated record.